This is a messenger RNA of Rhodamnia argentea, 812 nucleotides long. Its product is annotated as cx9C motif-containing protein 4. The record is from RefSeq and is a predicted model, not a curated record. NCBI's taxonomy places the organism in Eukaryota, Viridiplantae, Streptophyta, Magnoliopsida, Myrtales, Myrtaceae. The coding region runs from base 110 to 301 and encodes 63 amino acids. The transcript is spliced from 2 exons.
GCACCGGGUUCGGUUCCCCCCGUCAUGUUUUGUGACGAAACAGUCCAAGUCUUGGAAAACUCUUCCGUCCGCCAUUUUUGCACAGAGAGAGAGAGAGAGAGAGAGAGAGAUGGCGCAGCCGAGCAAGGAGCCGUGCAAGAAGGAGGCGUGCGACAUCCAAGCCUGUCUCACCAAGAACAAUUUCAUUCCUCAGAAGUGUCUGAAGUUCAUUGAGGCGCUGCAAUCUUGCUGCGAGCAAUGUGAUUACAAAUCAACCCACUGUGCUUCUGUCUCUGGCCUUCUGAAACAGAAGCCUAAAUGAAAGGCUACAUAUAAUGGCACGGUGCAUUUGGCUUCGUCUGUUUUGACUUAGGGCAAAUAAAGGUCUUUGUUUUUUGCCCCGCGACAUGUCGGUACACUUUGUGGAUGGGUAACCAUUUUGUGCUUCUCAAUUGACAGCAGGAUCUAAUAGGGAAAAGUUGGAUGUUUUUUCAUUUUUUCUAAGAAGAGGAAGUGUGGAUGGAGAGACUGUAUGCGUCCAUCUUUCCCUUGCAUAGUGUGGUGGUAUGAGAAGCACUAGCCACAAGAAGUUUGCAUUUGGUUAUAUCUUACGAGGACUAAGCUAUCUAAAUAGACUCGCUCACAUAUUUGAGCUUGAGGAUUAUGUCAUGAAAUAGGGAGAAAUCUUCUUUGGUUUAUUUAUUAACCAGAUGUGUAUGUCCUUGUAUAUGUUGAGAUUCUUCCCUGUACCAGCAUAAGAACUACUGCUUCCUUUCUACACAGUUUACCAUGUGUAGAAAGCAGUGAAUGGAUAGUUUAUUUGGUGCUCUCUC